AUAUCCUAGUAAAGUAGAAUAUGUCCGUAUUCUCGAUCGAUUGGAAGAAGGGUGCUUGUAAUGGUGGAGCUUCACUUCUCGAGUACGCUGGAUAUUUCAAGGCUGUUGAAAAUACACGUGAAGUUGGACGAUAUGUCGCUAAUUUUACUAAGAUACUCGUAGAAGAAUAUAAAAUACCGCUUGCAAAUAUACUAUUGAUUGGGCACAGUUUGGGCGCACAGGUUGCAGGUUUUGCAGGGAAAGCACUUCAAAAAUUAAUAGGAAAAUAUUAUCAAAUUGUCGGGCUCGAUCCUGCUGGGCCAUUUUUCAAUUUGAAUAGUUGUUCGCAAAGAAUCUGUGAGACAGAUGCACGUUAUGUUCAAAUUAUACAUUCAUCAGUCCCAUUAGGAACAGAGAGAACUCUUGGUACAAUUGAUUUCUAUAUGAAUAAUGGAAUUUUUCAACCCGGUUGCAAUGUAGUCGAUGCAUCCUGCUCUCAUACGAAAGCUGUACUAUACUUUACCGAGUGCAUAAAUCGUGAAUGUUGUUUAAUUGGAAUACCGUGGAAAGAUCGCUCGCAAUCUAUUUCGACCUGCACAAAGGACAAGUGCGUUUGUGUUGGAUUAAAUGCAAAUAAUUAUCCUGGUAGAGGCAAAUUUUAUGUACCAACUAAACGCGAUGCUCCUUAUUGCAAUAACAAUGGCACAGUACUUUAAUUUUAAAAAAUGUUACUAUAAAACUAUAUACAUGUAUUAUUGAAGAAUAAAUAAAUAAAUAUUAAUAAAAUUUC
Molecule: messenger RNA, 769 nt
Organism: Vespula pensylvanica (western yellowjacket)
Lineage: Eukaryota; Metazoa; Arthropoda; Insecta; Hymenoptera; Vespidae
Product: phospholipase A1-like
Exons: 5
Coding region: 21-695 (224 amino acids)
Biological process (GO): lipid metabolic process
Molecular function (GO): lipase activity
Source: RefSeq, a predicted model, not a curated record